Molecule: messenger RNA, 6991 nt
Organism: Corythoichthys intestinalis (scribbled pipefish)
Lineage: Eukaryota; Metazoa; Chordata; Actinopteri; Syngnathiformes; Syngnathidae
Gene: cdhr5a
Product: cadherin-related family member 5a
Exons: 14
Coding region: 40-2142 (700 amino acids)
Biological process (GO): homophilic cell-cell adhesion; calcium-dependent cell-cell adhesion; cell morphogenesis
Cellular component (GO): membrane; adherens junction; catenin complex
Molecular function (GO): calcium ion binding; cadherin binding
Source: RefSeq, a predicted model, not a curated record
CCCUGUGUCUUCAUCUGUUGGAGCUUCGCAAAUCAGGACAUGGAUCAAAAAAGAGAAAACGAACCUGUGAUUAUAGUCUUAAGAUGCCUCAUCAUGCUCUGCUUUUGUACUUUUGGUUCCGCUCAAAGACUCUGCACAGUACCUGCUGGGCCUGUGGCUGUCCCAGAGAACAACACUGCUGACCUCGAGGUGGUUAAAAUCAGCUCUGGGAGUGACGUAACACUGACUGUUGUGGUGAAUCCCGAAGAAAAGUUUUAUCUGAAAGGCAAAGCCCUGAUGGUGAAGAAGGAACUGGACUAUGAGGCUUUACCCAAGGGAGCAGCUCUGGUGGUAUGGGUUCAAUGCAGCAGACCAGGAUCCAAAUCUGUCAACGAGUCCGUUGAAGUGUUGGUGGAAAAUAUAAAUGAUAAUCCCCCAAAUUUUGCUCAGAAUCACUAUAUUCUGGACGUAGACGAGCUGACUCCAAUCAAUUCCAGUGUUGGCCUGAUAGAAGCUACUGAUGCUGAUUCUGAACCACUGUUUUAUCGCUUAGAGUCAGCCAUGGAUAAAUACUUCCGUCUGGAGAACAUCAACACGCCAAACUUAGUUGUUAAAAGUGUAAUAGACUACGAUGUUGUGCAGAAAAUCUCCCUAGUUUUACACGUCCAGGACACAUUCAAUGGUUCAGCCUCCAAUGAGCCCUUCUUCACAUCCGUGGCGACCAUCGCAGUAAAUGUGAAGGACGUAGAUAACAGGCCGCCAUGGUUUCAACCAUGUGUAAGGACUAAUUUAGGGCUUGCCAAACUGUGUGUGAGCACUGGCUAUAGAGGCAAAGUCAAUCUGACGGAGAAGGAGGAAGGCCCACUGACGCUGGAACCUGGCCCUGUUUUCGCAAAAGACGGAGACAAGAACCGGAGUGAACAGAUUGGCUACCGGAUUUUAAGAGGGAAUGAAGGAAAUAUAUUCCAAAUAGAUGAGGAUACAGGGAAUAUAAGCAUGACUAAAGCAGUGGAUAUUGUCGGCCCAAUAACUCUCACUGUUCUGGCAUCCCAAGUUACAAACAAGGAUCAGUUUGCCGUGACGCAGGUAACCUUUGAUGUAACCAAGAAGAGCAGAAACCCUCCACACUUUGAGAAGGAGCGUUACGAGGGCUUCAUCUACAGCAACUCUAUACCUGAGAGCAUGAUCCUAAGAGACCGCAGUACCAACAGACCCUUUAGAGUCCGAGCUCGAGAUGAGGACUUUGCUGGUGGUGUCAAUCCAGAUUUAAAAUAUGAAGUGCAGUACAGCAGCUACGUCAAUGUGACCUCAGACGGUUUUGUGAUUCUGAAGAGAGUUGUCAAGACGGAGUCAUUUGCAUUACAGCUUAGAGCAGUGGACUCAUCAACGGGAGAGUUUGGUACAGCCACACUCUCCGUACAGGUUAUACCUGCGGAUGCCAUGCCGUCUCCUUCAAAUAUCGGCUACCGUGCAGGAGACAUGGCGCUCCUUGGCUUGGUUAUGGCAGCUUUACUGGUCCUUUGCCUCAUUGUGAUUGGCUUCUUGAUUUCCCGCUUAUGGAAGGGAAACUCCAGCGUAGACACAAUGUGCGAGUGCUUGGACUGUCUGAAAUCUGAGCAGCCAAAUACAGGUCACAGAGACUCCCUACAGUACACCAAUGACGGUUUCCAGAAUGAGUCCGACGGAAGCCGCGGACGCUGGAAGAACGCCCUUCCCAGGCGGAGCACCUUCCCCGGGGGCCGAGUUACGCCCCUGGGGAGACGCAACCGCCACUGCUCCUCCUGCGGUGUUUUCACCAACCAUUCACCCAAAGGCAGUCCCUCGGUAAGACCAUCCAGAAGAGGGAGGGGAGAUGGAGACGAUUACAGCUCGAGAUCCAUGCUUGCCAAGCAGAGGAGAAAGGAGGGGCUAAAGACAGUGUGGUUUAAGGAGAUCGAGGACUCUUCGGACAUUGAGGUGGAGAUCAUCCCAGACACUGUGGGACGGGUGGAGGAGGAGACGCAGGAGGAGCUGGAAGGGGAAUUGGUGAUGGAGGGAGUAGUCAAAGACCCUACAACCCCAUGCGCAGACACAGAUGUUGGGGAGGAUGAACAGAGAAAUGAACAGGACCACGAUAGCACCACUUCAGACAAGGAAAAGGAAGGCAUUGAGCAGACAGGCUGACAGGAGCUCCCAUUUAAGUCGGGGGCCGCUUUUGUAUGCUUCCUACAGUCAAGGUCUGAACAGUCCAGUCUGGGAAGACAUCUAUAAAAACCUUAACCUUGAGAGUCUAAGGUCCAAAAUGAUGUGUUUGCAACUGUGAGUUUUCAAGAAUACUGUGUUCAAAAUAAUGACAAUAUAGGUAGUCCCCGGUUACGACGUAGCCGACUUACGUGAUUUCGACUUCAUGACACAGGAGUCUCGUCCGCCAUUUUGUCUCCAGUCUUUUUUUUUUUGUCGCGUAACAGUACCUUAUUGCACCUCACAGAAUCUUAUUUUUUACUUUAUUUUAUUAAUAUGAUUAUUCUUCUCUUUGGCGAAAUGUGUAUUUGAUUAUAUUGUUGACUUUUGUUUUAUGAUGCAUGCUUUUAUUUUGGCGCAAAAAGUGGAGAGCAGGCAGUACAUCCGCACGCGAGUUAAAGCACAUGUACACAUGUAGGAAAACAUAUUUGCGCACACACAAGGAAGAGCGCAUUUGCUCCCAAUGAACAAUUACAGUUUAGCUCACUGUCUAGCUAGGAUCUAGCUCCAACAUUUUGACAUGGACAGUACAAUGACAUAUAUUAAAUGUUUUUUGGAUAUUUAGGGGUUUUUAGGCGUACUUAUAAGGUUAAUUCAGAUUUAUGCGGAAAACUCAGGUUACGUCGCCAGCAUAGAAACGGAACUCGUUCGUAACCCGGGUACUACCUGUAUAUAUUUAAACUAUUGAGUUUUUUAGCAUUAGCUUAAAAAAUACCCCUUUUGUUUCUUAUGCUGACUACUUCAAGCUUAAAAGUCAGUAUUAAUUUCAGGUGUGGAAAUUUUAACAUUUGCCAAGUGAACUAAACAGAACUGUGACAUCAUGUCAUGUAGAACAUCCAAAGACAAUCAGACUGGUUUUAAGAAAAAAUAAGUUUUCUUAUAAUUAGGGCUGUCAAACGAUUAAAAUUUUUUAAUCGAGUUAAUUACAGCUAAAAAAUUAAUUAAUCGUAAUUAAUCGCAAUUCAAACCAUGUAUAAAAUAUGCCAUAUUUUUCUGUAAAUUAUUGUUGGAAUGGAAAGAUAAGACACAAGACGGAUAUAUACCUUCAACAUACUGUACAUGAGUACGGUAUUUGUUUAUUAUAACAAUAAAUCAACAAGAUGGCAUUAACAUUAUUAACAUUCUCUUAAAGCGAUCCAUGGAUAGAAAGACUUGUAGUUCUUAAAAGAUAAAUGUUAGUACAAGUUGUAGAAAUUUUAUAUUAAAACCCCUCUUAAUGUUUUCGUUUUAUUAAAAUUUGUAAAAUUUUCAAUCAAAAAAUAAAUAAGUAGCUCGCCAUUGUUGAUGUCAAUAAUUACACUAUGCUCACUCAUGGUACUAAACCAUAAAAUCAAUUGGACCCAAGCGCCAGCAGAGGGCGCCAAACACAAAAAAAAACAAGAAACAAGCGGACAUUAGACUGUACUGUCAUUUUAAUCUGUUUGAGCGGGGCAUGUGCGUUAAUUGCGUCAAAUAUUUUAACAUGAUUAAUUUAAAAAAAAAAAAUCACCGCCCGUUAACGCGAUAAUUUUGACAGCCCUACUUAUAAUACGAUACAGUUUGGGAAAGUACUACAUUUACUUUUGCUGUAUUUACAAGUAUUUUAGGGGAAUGCACGUAUCAUUACUGUUUGUUUAACAAAUAUUGCUGAUUUUAGGCUAGAAAUGGCCAUUUUGGUUGUCAAGCAAAAUUUGAAUUCUUAACAGGAAGCUACAAUGAAAAAAAUAAGCAUUGCAUUUUAUUUGAUUUAGGAAUAAUGAUAUUUUCUCCCCACGCCCAUUUGGAUUGGGAAGUCCUAAAAUACAGUCAGACCGAAAAGUAUUCAGACCAACCUUAACAUUUUCAGUUAUACAACAGUCAUUUGCCAAAUUCAUUCAAGUUCACCUUUUUCCCCAUUGAUGUACACACAGCACCACAUAAAAAAACAUUUUUGACAUUGUUGCAGAUUCAUUAAAAACAAAAAACUGAAAUACCACACAGCCUUACCCUUUGCUCAGUUUUUAAAAGAAGCACCAUGUUGAGCUAAUGGAUAUUUUUGAGAACGACGACAGGUUUUUCACUUUGGGAAUUGGAGACCUCAGCUUAACAUUAGUAGACAGCCAUUUUCGAGUCCCACCCGAGAUGCUCAAUUGGGUUUAAGUCCAUCUCUGGCUGGCUGAACAAUUUUCAUUUUAUCUAAGCGAUGUGGUCUUACACUGGACUAUUCUGCCAUAAACCUAAACAGCUGGAGGGUUAUAGUGAAGGAUAAUGGAGGCACUUGGAAACAGCACAAUUUUUUGAACUUGAUUUGUACCUUGCCACAAUUCAGUUUCCGAGCUCUUCAGGAAUUUCCUUUGACCUCAUGAUUCGAUCAGAGAUGCCCCGUGAACAAUGAGGUCUUACAGAGAUAAGUGUGUAUUCUUAAUUAAGUCCAAUCAGAAUAAUCGAACAGAGCUGGAUUCCAAUGAGGGUGACAAUCUCGAGGAUGAUCAGAACAAAUGACAGCACCUGAUUUAAAUAUGAGUGCCAAAGCAAAGGGUCUGAAUACCAGUGUUGUUUUCGUCAACGAACACUUUUUUCAAGAUGAGAACGAGACAAAAAUUCACAAUAAUUUCCGUCACAUGGUCAAAAUGUGUGACAUUUUAUGUGUAGUUAGCCUGCAUCGUAGAAGCAAGGGCACAGGUUUGCAUAGGGACGGUAGGGACAUAACACUACCAACUUUUCAGGAUACUCAAAUUGUCCCCACCAAGUUUUAAGCAGCCUUAUUUACAUUAUAUGUGUUCAGUUAUAUAAGUCAUCUACAUUGUCUGCCCAUAUAUUGUAACGAUAGAAUUGACCCUUAUUAAGUGAAUUAUUUUCAUCAUGUUCAGACUUACAUUUCCCCCUUUUCACAUGCUGAGUGUGCCGGUCCCUUUUUUCCCUUCAAACGCACAUUUGAUUGGCUGAUGACUUGCACCCCCCCCCCCCCACACACACACACACAAGGAUAUUAGAUUUUUUUUUUCCCAGCCAGCAGCAGCCACUAAUGUAAAAAGACAUCAAUGUUGUGAAGGUGGGGAACACACAACUAAUUUUGCUACUGAAAGUCCGACCUGCAUCAGAGCUAGCAUAACAUUAAACUGUGUAAACUUGCUAACCUCCAAAACUUGAGUUUUCAAAAUGUUUUUAAGCAGUUUGUGAAAGAAGGGUUUGAAUCGAACGGUAUAUCACCUGAAUCAAUACACAUUAAAGUCUAUAUAUAUAUAUGUAUAUAUAUAUAUAUAUAUAUUUUUUUUUUGCAUUGAUCAUUUAGCCGAUUAAUUAAUUAGGUCCAUAUUCUUGAGAAAUGUAGCCGAGCCCAGUUCAUUCAAUCUGUUUGUCUUUAUUAACGUCCCCUCCCCAGCAUUAAGUGUACAAGUGGGUUAUGCUGUUCUAUGGUUCCUACCAAUGUUGAGACCAAACCUACGCCCUUGCGUAGAAGUGUCGGUGGUGUCACCCAUACUGUGCAGCAUCCCCACCACCCUUUCCAACUCACUAGUGUGCAGUCUCCAGUCUCCAUGCAGGUUUGCGCACACGGUAAGAUUUGUUUUAUUGGCCAGAGAGAAUAUGUAAUGCUGCUUUCACCUUUAAAGGUCUGUGCUGAGUGAUCAUCAAACACUAAAUGUAACCCUUAGUGUUAGCAUAGCAUUCGUAUAAGCAUUGGGCUUAUGGUAACAGCAAGCCUCCUCUCAAACCUGGACUUUUUUUUUUUUUAAUUUACAGUUCCUGGUGUCUAGGUCGGUAUAAUUAAUCGAAAAUAUUGUACCGUUUUCCUGCUGUGUAUGAUCACUAAAUUGGCAUUCUCCUUGUAGAUAGAUGCUAUAAUAUGUGCUCGUCUGUCAAAUGUACAUUUGUUGGAAACUUUAUUUCUGGAGUUUUUUUUUUUUUUUUAAGUUAUACAACUGUCGACUAAAACUAAAUGAAAUUAGUCUUGCGGUUUCGUCAACAAAAACCAGACGAAGACACACACAUUUUGAGAUGACUAAAAUAUGACCAACACUAUUAUUACAUGGACACAUAUUACAUAUAUAGAGUAUUAUCGUCCAAAAGACAGACGAAAAUAGGCUGCCAAAAACACUGCUGAAUACUAAUGGCAUUGAGAUAUUUAAAUUUGUCAAAAAUUCAGCGUUUCUGUGAUUAAUGGGUGCUGUAUGUACAUUAAUGAGGAGAUGUAUAACAAUGAUUUUAGCAAAAGGCUGCAAAAUAACAAAUGUUAAAGGGGCAUAGACUUCAUGAUUAUAUUGACGGGACAGAUUCCCCAGACACUGCGGCACGCCUUUUCGUAGGGGGCCGUCCCACACUCCGCUUCAGUUAUUCGCAGUCGGUCUUAGUUCUUCUCGAACACAUGCAGCGACUUAACGCCGGAUUUAGGUUGAAAAAAAUCACGAAAUUCGUACCGCAUUCAAACAGGAAAGAUUGUCUCAGGGGUGAUUUGUUCAAGGAUUCAAGGUCAUUCUUAUAUUUUUUUGUUCCAUGCAUGCCUUUUGAAACGUGAAUAAAUCAAUGGGAGAAAUUAGCCGCUAGAGCAUUGGCGUUAUACUUCGCAAUAUCUACGUAAAAUAACUGCUAACUGCCAAUUUUUUUGCUUUUAACCAAGAAUCGAGUUUUAUGUCCAUAUCUAUAAAGAAUUCAGGGAUUUAAGCAUUCAUUCACAAGAAUUUUCAACACAAAAAGCUCUUUGUUGGACUAAGGGGGCCGCCACAUUGGCUAACAGACUAGUAUCACAUUCGACAUAUUUACGUAAAAUAAAUGCUAAUAUGGAGAUAGAAUAGUGCCAAAAGAAGUGAGGUUGCAAAAUGAAAAUUAUCCAUGUAAA